Molecule: messenger RNA, 513 nt
Organism: Strongylus vulgaris
Lineage: Eukaryota; Metazoa; Nematoda; Chromadorea; Rhabditida; Strongylidae
Source: the annotation of a GenBank genome assembly
AUGAAUCUUACGGUGAAACAAGGACAGACUGUUGCACUCGUGGGUGUCAGUGGAUGCGGGAAAAGCACUAUUGUUCAGCUGUUCGAACGGUACUAUGAUACUCAGAGCGGUGAAGUGUGCAUUGAUAAUCACAAUGUUCGUAACCUUUCAAUACGCCAUUUGCGAGACAAAAUGGCUGUGGUUGGGCAGGAGCCUACACUCUUCAACAUGACAAUACGAGAAAACAUCAUGUAUGGUUUGAGCAAAUGCACACAAAAGGAAAUUGAAAACGCUGCGCGUCGUGCCAAUAUUCACGAUUUUAUCGUCAGUCUACCGAAGUUAGUACAAGAAACUCUUGAUAAAGCACGAAAAGGACGAACAUGUCUGGUAAUCGCUCAUCGAUUGUCAACUAUUCAGAAUGCCGAUCAGAUUGUUGUAUGCCGCGAUGGGCAUGUCGUAGAACAGGGAACCCACCAAACUUUGCUGUCAAGAAGGGGCAUCUAUUACAACUUUGUUCAACGUCAAAAUCGAUGA